Molecule: messenger RNA, 1165 nt
Organism: Venturia canescens
Lineage: Eukaryota; Metazoa; Arthropoda; Insecta; Hymenoptera; Ichneumonidae
Product: retinol dehydrogenase 13-like
Exons: 6
Coding region: 122-1096 (324 amino acids)
Source: RefSeq, a predicted model, not a curated record
CUGUUUUACCCUGUUUACUGAAAAGAAGCAACAAUGUGAACAAUGUAUAAGAUUAUAAGAUACAUUAGCAUGGUCCAUAAGAUUUUUAGAGUUUAAGAGAGUUUUACAUGUUUGAACCAUCAUGACAUCCAUACCGAAGCCGGUAUGGAUCUCGAGUGCAGCUGCCUCGCUCGUUGGUCUUACAUAUUUAAUAAAGGAUUCAUUCUCUGGUAAAAUGUACGAGGGUAAGGAAAAACUAACUAACAAAAUUGUUAUCGUUACCGGCGCGAAUACUGGUAUCGGCAAAGAAGUCGCUUUGGAUUUGGCCAGACGGGAAGCAAAAGUUAUCAUGGCAUGUCGUAAUUUGUUCAAAUGUGAAACGACUCGUAAAGAAAUUGUCUUAUCAACAAAAAACAAGUAUGUUUAUUGUAAAGAAUGUGAUUUGGCGUCUCAGGAAAGCAUUAGAAAAUUUGUUGAUACUUUCAAAAAGGAACAUUCAGAACUCCAUUUGCUUAUAAACAAUGCUGGAGUAAUGAGAUGUCCGAAGAGUGUUACAGAAGAUGGGAUCGAGACUCAAUUAGGCGUCAAUCACAUGGGACACUUUUUACUAACGAAUUUAUUGCUCGAAACUCUAAAGAAAUCGGCACCUUCCAGAAUCGUGAAUGUCUCGAGCACAGCUCACUUGAGGGGCAAAAUAAAGGUCAAGGAUUUGAAUAGCAGCGAAAAUUACGAUCCAGGAGACGCUUAUGCACAGAGCAAAUUGGCCAAUGUUCUGUUUACAAAAGAACUGUCAAAAAGAUUAGCAGGAACCGGUGUCGCUGCGUUUGCCGUCCAUCCAGGAUUAGUUGAGACAGAAAUAACACGUCACAUGUCGUUUUUCAAUUCUACUUUGGGAGCUAUUCUGUUGAAGCCACUUUUUUGGUUAUUCGUAAAACCGCCUAAACACGGAGCUCAGCCUGUAAUUCACGCGGCACUGGCUCCGAAAUUGAAAAACGAGUCUGGUCUGUAUUUCAGCAACUUUGACGAAGCGGAAGUUUCGGAAGAGGCGAAAAACGAUCAAUUGGCGAAGUGGCUGUGGAUGACCAGUGAAAAAUGGACAAAACUGAAAACCAGUUGAUGGAGACGUUAUUGUUCUCGAGCCGGAAUUAUCUUUUGACGUAGACGAAUAAACUUGUUUAACAAAACA